Messenger RNA from Parascedosporium putredinis, 2121 nucleotides. The record is from the annotation of a GenBank genome assembly. Lineage: Eukaryota; Fungi; Ascomycota; Sordariomycetes; Microascales; Microascaceae.
AUGCUGGGAUUCUGGUCCGGACCCGCUAAACCAUUCUCGGCCCAACCCCCAAUCGUCACAGUCGCAACCCCUGAGGACCGUCCUGUCCCUGUUCCUGCGCCCACCCAACUCACCAACGGCACUUGCUCGCCCAACCUCGACACCUCCUGCAGCCCACUCCUCCACUGCAGCUGCUCCUCCCUUUCCCGGCUCCCCUUCCCCGGCCACCUGACACCUGAGUCGGACGCACCUGCCGCCCCCUGCACCUUGUCGGAGAUUUCUGCCACCUGCCCACCUUCACUGCCAGUGUCUUUGCCACUGUCAGACUCCUCGCCAAUCGAGCAGCAGGCGCGCCUCCAGCACGACCCCCAGGUGCAAUUUCUGUCGCCCAUCGUCGUCUCCGUCGCUGGAUCAUCAAACCCAAUCGACGAUUCGAAUCCGGUCGACCACCAGGGCUUCCUCGAAAUUUCCUUACACGCCGGCCCCGCGAAUCGCUGCAGGAACCCGCCAAUUGAAUUGCCCCAGCAGCAGCAGCAGCAGCAGCAGCACGCCUUCCACCCGCUCUCCCCAUCGCCGCCGUCACCGUGCUACCCCUACUACUACGACGAUCGCUUCCCCGUCUGCUCUGCGAGCGGCCGCAUCCUCAACCCCGUCCAAACGGAUCCCCACGCUUCCACAAACCCUCCAUCACCAAACCCGGCCGCCCUAGGAAUAGAUGAAUCUAGAAACCCGAGAAUCUACAGUCCUUCCGUCCAGCCCUCUUAUCCAGGUCUCUCGUCACCCGCCGUCGAGCAGCACGACCUUGCGAAUUCACCACAGCCCCUUUCUCUAGACCCGAUUACCACCCUCGCUCCCGAAACGGUCGCAUUUGCCGUUCCUCCACCACCACCAGAACCCCUCGCGGAUAAUUUCCAGCGAGUCGCCCAAAAAUCAACCCGAAGAACACCGUCGCUUGCACUCGCCCUUCCGAAAUCGCGCCGCCUCUGCGAGUCCUCACCGUCUACGCCGACCUGGCGCAGCUCGCCUUUGGAACCCAACAAAUUCGACGCCACGCGCCGCAAAGGCUUCCAAAACCGUUCGCCAGCGACGUCCGUCGACGCCCCGCUCCCUUCCGUGCCUCUCUCUCACCCGGUCAUCGGCGCUGAAACUGACGCCGGCAAACCCCCGGGUACUGGCUCUGGCGAGACCCCUCUCCUUUCGCUCGCAGAACAGCGUCAGAUCAAGCAUCCAGCCCAGUCGCGGCCGAGCCUCCAGAUUGAGCAUUGCGGUGCGAGUGAGAAACGCGUGAGCCUGCCACCUUCCGUCCGCCAUUCGUACGACGAAAAGCGUUCGACCAACGCUACGCCCACCCCUACGCACUCCGAUCCCAGCGACUGGCCGCUCCCCGUCGCCAUUCAGGAGCAGUCGGAUUCGCCCGCCUCCAAACGUCUCGACAAGGGUAAAGCCAGAGAAGCCAUGCCUCCCACGCAUGACGCAACCGAGGAGCGCGGCUCGCGCUCCUUUUCCAAGGAUUUAGAGCGAGGCCCUGACAUCCUCGACCCCCGCCUUUCCGAGGUCGACCCGGAAGCCAUACAAGAGUGGGGUCCGCAACACCCUUGUUACCCCCACCUGAAUCCUUAUGUCCCUGCCAACUCGGCAGAGUACGCAUCUACCCGCAUCAUCCGUGUGCGUCGUGACUUUCUCAUUGCCGGCGAUCUUGCCCCGACCUUUUCCAACACCUAUCCAGACAUCCUAGACCCCGUUGGUCUCUCUGAGCAGGAGUUCCGCCGAGUAAUUGAAAAGCUGAAUGCAGACCUUGUCCGUAUACACAGUCCUUACAGCUGGCGGAAUAUCCUCGACGCUACUCUCGGGCUACUGACCGGUUGGAUCUGGGACGACUUGGGCCUGACAGGCGCGAAAGCGCAACUCAAUGCUCUCGAGGCUUGGAUUGAGCGGUGGAAUGCCGAGAUGGAGAAGACGCUCGGCGGCGAGGACGGACUCUUUCCUCCCAAGAUCAUUCCCUUGAGGAAAACUGCAUACAUGACGCUCGACAUACAAAUUCCCGACCCAGAGAUUGCGGCUGUACCAAACACUCCGAGUGAGCAGGAGGUUUCCUCGGGGAAAACGCCAUCGCGGCCACCUCCUAAUUACCUUUCACCAUAG